CCCCCGUUGCUAGGGAAGUGAGGUCACGCAGCAUGGCGGCCGGGAGCCCCAGCGGCUGAGGGGCCGGCCCUGCGGGGAAUCCGCGUCCAUCCUUCCCGGGAGCUGCGGCCGGGGCGCUGCCUGUCGCGCUAGGAGCGAGCGGCGGGACCUACGCCGCGAUGGCGCCAGGAGCCGCGGGGCUGUGAGGCGGCGGAGCAACGGAAGCGGGUCGCGGACUGAACCGAGCUGCCGCCAUGGAGCUGAGGGUUGGGAACCGGUACCGGCUGGGCCGGAAGAUCGGGAGCGGCUCCUUCGGCGACAUCUACCUGGGAACUGAUAUUGCUGCUGGAGAGGAGGUUGCCAUUAAGUUGGAAUGUGUGAAAACCAAACAUCCUCAGCUCCACAUCGAGAGUAAAAUCUACAAAAUGAUGCAGGGUGGAGUGGGUAUUCCCACAAUUAAGUGGUGUGGAGCUGAAGGGGACUAUAACGUAAUGGUGAUGGAGCUGUUGGGACCGAGCCUGGAAGAUCUCUUUAAUUUUUGUUCAAGGAAAUUUAGUCUCAAGACAGUCCUACUACUCGCUGACCAAAUGAUUAGUCGAAUUGAAUAUAUUCACUCUAAGAACUUCAUCCACCGAGACGUGAAGCCAGAUAACUUCUUGAUGGGCCUGGGGAAGAAAGGAAAUCUUGUCUACAUAAUAGACUUUGGAUUAGCAAAGAAGUAUCGAGAUGCUCGAACUCACCAACAUAUUCCAUAUCGUGAAAAUAAAAACUUAACGGGCACUGCCCGUUACGCAUCCAUCAACACUCAUCUUGGAAUUGAGCAAUCUCGCAGAGAUGACUUGGAGUCCUUGGGCUAUGUACUGAUGUAUUUUAACCUGGGCUCCCUCCCCUGGCAGGGACUGAAAGCAGCAACAAAGAGGCAGAAAUACGAACGUAUCAGUGAAAAGAAAAUGUCUACACCCAUUGAGGUUUUGUGUAAAGGAUAUCCUUCUGAAUUUGCCACAUACUUGAAUUUCUGCCGUUCUUUGCGUUUUGAUGACAAACCGGACUAUUCCUAUCUAAGGCAAUUAUUCAGAAACCUUUUCCACCGACAAGGGUUCUCGUAUGACUAUGUGUUUGACUGGAACAUGCUGAAAUUUGGUGCAAGCAGAGCAGCUGAAGAUGCUGAACGUGAAAGGCGAGAACGAGAGGAAAGAUUGAGACAUACACGAAAUCCAGCUGUGCGUGGAUUGCCCUCCACUGCUUCCGGCAGGCUGAGAGGAACGCAAGAUGUAGCUCCUCCUACUCCUCUUACCCCAACUUCACAUGCUGCCAACACCUCCCCUCGGCCAGUAUCUGGUAUGGAACGAGAAAGGAAAGUGAGUAUGAGAUUGCAUCGCGGUGCCCCAGUCAAUAUCUCGUCAUCUGACUUAACAGGCCGACAAGAUACCUCUCGCAUGUCAACUUCGCAGGGUAUUCACACAGACUUGUCCUAAGUAGUGUGUGGCCUGGCUUUGUACACCUUACCUUCAGUCUUACCUACGGAAUGGGGAGUCACCUGUACUGUAGGCAUACUGCAGCAUUACUGGGAGAGCAGUCUGUUGCGAGGACUGGUGCAGUCGCCUAGGGGUUUUUCCAUCGCGCCUCAACGCUGUGCUGGAGUUCUAACUGCAUAAUUUUUGCCGUGGACUCAUAUUAUUCCUCGUUGACGGAGCAUAUUGAUAAAAAUUAACUCAGUUCCUUUUGGCUUCAUCAUUUAAUUGGCAGAAUUAAUUAUUUUGGAUAGUACGUGUUCUUAUAUAUAAAACCUUACUGCCAGAGGGAACGCUCUUUUAGAUGGAGGCCAGGUGGGUAUCUCUAAUGAAGACUGAGAGUGAACUGGAUUGGAGAAACAAUUCUGCUGUAACAAAAGUGAAGUGGGGUUUUUUGGGUUGGUUUUCAGCUGAAUGAAUUGUUUCACCAUGUAGCUGCACACAUGUUUAUGCUUGCACAAGGGAUGAACAGUUCGGGAGCAGAAAUGACUGGACGAGAAUAGAAGGCAGGUCAGGUUUUCUGUAUCAGGUUUGGUGGCAAUUUUUGCCAGCUUAAAUUGUUCACUCUACUACAAUUCUUGCCACCAGAAAUUCUCACAUUGAAAUACUGUAUGGCUGAAGUUUGUAAACAGUGUGAAAACAAAGAUGGUAGAACUGCACUUAGUUAUGGAUCUUGUAAAUAUGCAUAAAUACCUGAUAGAAGGGCAUAAAGAAGGUGCAGCCAGACUCGUGGUGAUAUCCAGUGAACGGGCAACGGACAGUGGGCACAAAUUGAAAUACAAGAAAUUCCAUUUAGACUUAAGAAAAAGCUUUUUUACUCUGAGGGUGAACAGGGACUGGAACAGGUUGCCCUAAGAGCUUAUGGAGUGUCCCUCUUCUGAAUUAAUUGGAACCCAGUUGGACAUUGUCCUGAGCAGCCUGCUCUUGUUGACUGUGCUUCGGGUAGUGGGAUUGGACUAGAUGAUCUCCGAGGGUCCCCUCUGACCUCAGCUGUUCUGUGAGGCCGUGACGCCGAGUUCCCCCAAACAUUUACUCAAAUGUAAAGAUGAUUUCUUGGUAAAGUGUGCGUGCCCAGGGUUUGUCUCUGUCAUUCUGAGCAAAUCUCAGGUGCUUUGUCUCAGUUACCAGUCAGCUAAAUAAUUAACGGGAGGAACAGAAAUAAAAGCAGCAAUGUUACUUGACUAUGUUAGGAGAGAGUGUAUCUUUCUAUUUUUCUGCUGUAUUACUGACACGUAGCUCAGUGUGCACGUGACACUUUUCUAAACGGUGUAUGGUACGAGUAAUCCAGGUGGGUUUGCAGACACAUUUUGGUUCUGCCUGACUUGUAAAAUGGGAAUACUCCGAGAUUGUGUAGGCCCGUGGGGUUUUUUGAGUAAUCUUUGAAUAUCCAGAUGCGUGAUUUGUGCAGUGGGCCAACAGUGCAAUGGCUUAAUGGCACAUUUCCGUGCUUGCCCUUUUUAACACCCUGCUCCAAGUAUGGCAUCACUCGGUCGACUUCUUUACAAUCCCAAGAGCAGCCUAGUCAGGAUCUUCUCCAAGUUUGUUAGAAUUAAUCCUUCAUCAUCUGUUGUCAUCGCUGAGUUCUUACCAAGGCAGUGAAGCACUGCUGGUCUCCACUCAUGGUGACUGAGUAACUGUGUGACUGUAGCAUUAUUUAAACAGCUUCCCGUGGGCCUCUUGGCUUUGGAAGGCAAGAGAGAUUUACUUAGACUUUGCUUUACAGCACUUCCCCUUGAGCUCAUUAGAGAAAAUUGGCUUUUCGUUUCUUAGUUCUCGCUUACUCCGUAGCAGGCAAGGUGGCUCAAGCUGCAGGUUUUCAUAGCUUACGCGCUUACGGUCCCCAUAAUGUUAAAGUAGUUCUUCCAUAUCAAAAUUUAUCGUUAGAUGUUAACCAGGUUACCAGUUAAAGCCAUGGGUUCCCCAUUACCAUUAUACCUUGUUCUUAGUCAGGAAAACCUGAGGCACCCAACUCACACGCAAGGUUAUUAAGGAGAAUUUUGAUUGGCUCAGUGUAAGAAUAUAGAAAAUCAUCCAUACCACUUCUUGUCAGGAGAACAGUAAAGAACAGCAACUGUUUGUCUGUGCCCAUUCCAAGGGUGUUACUUUCCUUUGUGAGUCUCAAGUAAAUAUGCUGCCACUGUUCCUUUACCAGGAAGUGCUUAGGCCAUGCUCCUGGUAGAAAGCAGCUUUGUUUGCUGUGCAGAUCUACAGAUGUCUUACGUUAAGAAUUAUAUUUGUUAGAGUUGUUAUUUAUAACUUGAUAAAUUAGGUUUGUUAUUUUAUUUUAUUUGGAUGCCUUGGUUUGGUAAGGCAACACUGCACCUGUAAUCUCCACCCCCCAUCAUCUGGAGGAAGGGCCACUGCUUGUUAAACUCUGGGCAAUGGAAAUGUGCAGAGGUUACCCAAAGAAAUAAUGAAAGCUACUUACCUAGAAGUAGAGUUCUUAAAGAUGACUCCACAUUUUUAUCUUUGUUUUUUCCAAAAUGUGUUCUGAUCAGUUCGGAUGGAAACUGAAAACUAAGGCUGGGAAUGUAGGUAAUACAAACCAAAAUUCUCAUGUGGAAAAUAGGUCUUCUCAGAGAAAUUUGACACUCAUGGAAAAAUGAUAAUUGCUAGGAUAGCAAAAUAGGUGUCAUGUAUAUUCCCCACCUCCAAGGCAUUGUCCACAUAGUAAGUAAAUCAAUCUCAUUGGAAGGACUAGCACUUUGUAACGCUAAGUAACAAGUGUUAUUGGAGUAACAACAAGCACGGAACGGUUUGUGAAACUUAAGUGUUUGUAAGGAAAUUACAUAAAUUCUGUGACACACAUUAUUCGGUACGUGAUUAUAUGGGAGUGAAUGCAGCUGCUAAAAACCCGCAAGUUGUGAGAUGUUUGAUAGUGAUAAACAUCAGUGAGAGCUGAGCAGUCAGGUGAAGCCUGUUCAAAUAAAAUGUGUAUUACCACAGUACUCCAAAACCUGGUGAGGAGGCUUUAGGUGCAGUGUGGGAGAGGUUAGUGUGAUGUCAUCACGAAAGGGAGUAAUUUCGUCCUUGAAUCUAUGUAUGAUACAGCAAUAAAUGGGGAGGUUAUUUCAUGUCAUUAAUGAGACAGAUGCUGGAAUGUUAUGCUUAGUUCAGUUCUCAGUAUCUUAAAUUGUUGGAAAACUAUAAGUAACAGAAAGAAGAGCCAUAAAAAUUGAACUUGGGAAAACAGAUUGUACAAUCCAAGAAUUUCAAAUCGGCAUCUUUCAGUUUGUCUGAAAGGUAAGAGAUCAUCUUGAGUUAGUUGGUGUGGUACUUUAGAGACAAUGAUUUUAACAGGAACUGAUGUUUAUGCAGAAAACAUGUGAAGAACCUAUUGCUUAAAAUAAAAACCACUCGCAUUUAAAGAAAAGAGAAGCAGAGGUCUAAGCGAAGGCAGUUAGGCACUGAAACAACUUCUAAAAGUAGAUCAUCUGCCCCUUUGCAUCAAAACUGUAUUCAUUUCUAGGUGGUGUAUUCAGGUCUAAAGCAAGCCUAAAUUACAGGUCUGUGCAAUGAAGAGUGUGAUCUGUGCUGGACAGAAAAUCGUACCAGCUAUUAAGAGAUCCUUCUGUUCCUAAGCUCUGUCAGUGAGGUGUGCGCUCAGUCUCCUUUACCCAGUUAGUCUUUAAAUGUUAAGAAACAGUAAAGGAAGUCAUGAGCAUUCUAGUAAAUACUACUUUGAAUCGGUUCUGCCGGCCCACAUUGCACAGACUGCAUCCCGAAAGCAGUGAUGAUCUCAAGAGUCUAGUUGGGGGUGAGUAGCCUUCAUUUCCUUUCACAGAAGGUUCGAUCCGACUGCUCACGGUUUACAGUAAGUUGUUUAAUUUUUUUUCUGAAUUAGCAUGUUCAGCACCCAACAGUCAAAGCUGUGCGUAAUUCCUCCUGGUAAUAGAGGUAUUCUCUCUGUAGUUGGAAGAAAAGAUUGGAAUGCUGCCCAAAGAAAUAUUUGAUUAAGUUGCUCUGACAGGAGAAGUUUUUAGAAGACUGGAGCCAACACUGGCAUUGAACAGCUUAAGUGUUACGCCGCUUCUCUGGGGAAAAAGCAACAUACUUCCAAUGCCUCUGCAUUUUCCAUCUCCUCAUGAGCAAAUCUUUCUCCAUAUAUCCAUCUUAAUAGGCAUCGUACUCCGCGCUGUUCUUCUGACCCUGUCAGCUUUCUUUGAGGAAUAAUGAUUUGUUCCUUUUACGUAUCUCUUAAUAUGAUAGAAAUGUCUUAUAGAAGUCUGAAAUCAGAGCUCCUCAAAAGAUACAUUUGCUACUGCAAGUUUAGGUUGGAUAUUUGUUAGACAUCUUUAUAUAUUGGGGCAGUGGAACUGUUACAAAUUGCUGUCUUUUCCCCUACCUCAGAAUAGCAUUCCUUUCGAACACCAUGGCAAGUAGCUGCUCGUCUCCUUUCGUUGGAAGGCAGCACUGG
This is a messenger RNA of Phalacrocorax carbo (great cormorant), 5907 nucleotides long. NCBI's taxonomy places the organism in Eukaryota, Metazoa, Chordata, Aves, Suliformes, Phalacrocoracidae. The record is from RefSeq and is a predicted model, not a curated record.